Messenger RNA from Limulus polyphemus (Atlantic horseshoe crab), 1119 nucleotides. Its product is annotated as CD63 antigen-like. The coding region runs from base 151 to 1104 and encodes 317 amino acids. The record is from RefSeq and is a predicted model, not a curated record. The transcript has 6 exons. Lineage: Eukaryota; Metazoa; Arthropoda; Merostomata; Xiphosura; Limulidae. Gene Ontology annotation, cellular component: membrane.
UGAAAGUGCGUGAGGUUAGUUGUUUUCCUUUACAGAAAACUUCAGCGACGUGAGAAACAGCAGAAGAGACCCGACUUUUAAGAAAACUACAUCUGUUUUUCAGUUUCUCUAUAUUUUCUUUCUGCAAAGAGACUUAAAUCUAAUUUCAAAAUGGUAAAAGGUGGAAUGUCCGUAGUGAAGUACUUACUGUUUCUCUUCAACUUCUUAUUCGUGGUAACAGGAAUAGCCAUUAUUGCCGUAGGGGCAUGGGUUCAAGCCAAAGCAACAACGUACGUAGACUUUCUGGGUGAUAAAUAUGCAUCAGCUCCUAUCCUGCUCAUUGUUGUCGGAGUUAUCAUUUUUAUCCUCUCCUUCCUGGGCUGCUGUGGUGCCAUCAAAGAAAACUACUGUAUGGUGAUGACAUUUGGUGUUCUUUUGUUCAUCAUCUUUAUCUUGGAACUUGCUGCUGGUAUUACAGCUUAUGUUUAUAGGAACAAGAUCGAAGACGUCAUCAGAGAUAAAAUGAAAGAAGGCAUGAAGAAUUAUAACAAGACGGGAUAUACAGGAGUCACGAAAGCUUGGGAUGAUGUGCAGUCUAAUUUGAAGUGUUGCGGGGCUAACAACGCAACUGAGUGGAAACAAUAUUAUGAAUCUAAACUACCAUACAGCUGCUGUCCAGACGGUGACCCCAGUAAAUCGUGCAUGGUUAAUGAAAAACAUUACAAAACUGGAUGUGUGGACAAAUUGGCCAAGUUCGUGGAAGACAAGAUCGUCAUUGUUGGAGGUGUUGGUGUUGGGAUUGCUUUCGUUCAGGUAAGACCUUUCUGUUAUGUUGUGAACGCCUUUCAGAAGCUGGCGAAGCUUGAAUUAAUUAAUAGUACUUGUCAAAAGACAUCAGUAUUAGGCCUAUUAUAUUUUCAAACCCUACAUUCAUUAUAUAGUCCCUUGGGGAUUUGCAAGAGUUAUAAGUGUGUAUACAAUAAUAGUAUUCCACACCACACUAUAUUCGCCAUAUCCACUUCCGGUGACGUGUAUCGGUCAAUUCACACAACUUUAGGCCCGCUGGAAUGCAACAAACACGGUGGUGAUCGGAACACUAUUUAUAUAAGCCAUCUGUUGCACUAAUUAUUAUACACUUUA